AUGGCUGAAAAAUUCGAAAUAAAUAAUGUCAUCGAUUUGGCUACACGGUAUAAAAUUUUUCAGAUGAAGUUGAUGGAGAUGUUGAAUACAGAAGGUGCUGAAGUCAAUAAGGAAAAAGUCAAGCAAAUAUCCUUGGAAUGUGGAUUACCAACACCAACAACAAAUUUUAAAUUAAAUCAAAACUAUUAUGAAGAAGAAUUCAAUGCAAGAAUAACAUCGAACAAUCACUAUACUCUCGGAAGUGUUGAUGAGGUAUUUGAACAAAAAAAUCAAGCUCAAUGUGAACAUGGUCUUGAACCUACUACUGAAAAUCCAGCUAAAGUUAUUGCACGAAUGCCACCAAUUUCACCACUAUUAGCAGGUGCUGAAUGUUUAGAAAUACAAAAUCAAGCUGAAGGUAGAAGACAAGUAACUGAAAGUAAAAUAUCAAUAAUGAUCUUCUACGGUUUCUCAAAUAGCAUUUUACGAAACAAUCGACUUUGGAUUCAGAUACUGCUUGGUGAUGAUAGAUCGACAAGUGGAAAUAAUACAUCAACGGAUGAUGAUACGACAACGAUUAUGGCAUCAACAAUAGCUUCAUCACUUAGUUCAUCAGAAUCGAUGACAUCAUUAGCAAGUGAUGCAUCGAGUAUUGACCUAGCGUCAACUUUACUUAUGAAAGAAUUACCUUGA
This is a messenger RNA of Rotaria sordida, 672 nucleotides long. NCBI's taxonomy places the organism in Eukaryota, Metazoa, Rotifera, Eurotatoria, Philodinida, Philodinidae. The record is from the annotation of a GenBank genome assembly.